AUGUCAGACGCAUUCAGUGCCCAGCUCUCGGCAUUCAAGAAGUCCCUCAAGUCCACAUCGGACCUCCCGCAACAGCGGCGAGUUCCUCUUGCAGCUACAUCUGCUCCAGCAGAGUCUCCAUCGAAACCAUCGCAGAAUACAAGUGGCGUUACCGGGAUCCAGCCGUCUUUGGACACAUCAUCGGGACCGUUGGUUAAGAAGCAGAAGGUGGGAAGAGACCCGUCUCCGCUGCCAGGUGAUGGGGGGAAGUUGUCUGGAAUUGCCGAACGGGCCCAAUUAAGUGCCGCUGCACAAGCUGCAAGAACAGCCAAUGAGGGGAACUUGACCAUGAAGCUAAUGACUUCAUCGGAUUAUAUUAAGAGUAAGGACAGGGAGGUUCCAAUUUUCGAACUGGAGACAUCGCUCGGAUUCAAAGUUGAUUCUGCGUUGAUGAAAUGUUUGACUAAUGUUGAUAGAAUUAAGUACAAUCCAACAACGAGCUCCUUUGUUUAUCUCUCCUUGCACAACAUCAAAACGGGAGAAGACUUGCUGAACGUGCUCAAAAACCAACCGGCAUUCACAGGGUUAUCUGUGAAACAACUCAGAGAUGGCUGGAACAAGUGUAUACCCACCUUGGAGCAGUUGGAGAAGGAGAACCUCAUUAUUGUCCACAAGACAAAGAAGGACAACUCUCCAAGACAUAUCUGGCUCAAUCCCGACCAUCUCCCCAUUAGGGUCUACAAUGGGGUCUCCUCAUUGCAAAAUUUUGAGAUGUUUGUUAACCAGUCUUCCAACACCCAGGUGAAAGAACAAACCAAGACCAAGUCUCUCGACGUUGUCUUUUAUGAGAUGUGGAACGAUGUCCACAUUCCUCCGCAUGAAGAAUUGGUGAAACUGCUCAUUGCCAAUGGCCUCACUCCAACAAACGCCAACCGUGAGGAUAAAAAGACCAAAAAGGUCAAAAACGUCCAGGAACGUAAGCAAAAGAGAUCCAGGCGCAGCAAAAUCACAAAUAUCCACAUGAAGGGUAUAUUGAAGGACUACUCCAGCAAGACAAAAUAG
Messenger RNA from Pichia kudriavzevii, 1041 nucleotides. RefSeq lists its product as uncharacterized. The transcript has a single exon. Gene Ontology annotation, biological process: transcription initiation at RNA polymerase II promoter. The record is from RefSeq and is a predicted model, not a curated record. Gene Ontology annotation, cellular component: transcription factor TFIIE complex. Bases 1 to 1041 code for a protein of 346 amino acids. NCBI's taxonomy places the organism in Eukaryota, Fungi, Ascomycota, Pichiomycetes, Pichiales, Pichiaceae.